Molecule: messenger RNA, 1129 nt
Organism: Cololabis saira (Pacific saury)
Lineage: Eukaryota; Metazoa; Chordata; Actinopteri; Beloniformes; Belonidae
Gene: ppp1r42
Product: protein phosphatase 1, regulatory subunit 42
Exons: 8
Coding region: 47-1129 (360 amino acids)
Molecular function (GO): protein binding
Source: RefSeq, a predicted model, not a curated record
AGGUUGAAAAAAGUCCUCUCUGAAGCAGAACCUGUGACAAGCAAACAUGGCAUGCUUGACCGUAGAUCUGAUUGCUAAAUCAAGAAAGCACUUCAAAAAGAGAAAGGGGAUCUCUUUCCCACGAUACCUCCAGACUCUCACCCACCUUUACUUUUACAACGAGAACAUCAACGAUAUUGGAGAUCUCUCCAUGUGUAGAAACCUUUGCGUUCUUUACCUGUAUGAUAAUCAGAUCACAAACAUCCGCAACCUGGACUUUGCCUCCAACCUUACCCAUCUGUACCUGCAGAAGAACAACAUCACUCAUAUAGAUAAUCUCUACAAUCUGCACAAACUUUCCAAACUGUAUCUGGGUGGAAACAGAAUUACAGUGGUGGAGGGUUUGGAGCAGCUCCACAACCUCCAAGAGCUUCAUCUGGAGAAUCAAAGGCUGGAGCCGGGGGAGAAGUUGCUCUUUGACCGCAGGACUGUCCUCGCACUCUCUGAAACUCUUUGUGUAUUGAAUGUUAAUAACAACAAUAUUGAUGACAUAAGGGACCUGGCAGUGCUGAAGGAACUCCAAGAGUUUUCUGCUGCUGAUAACACACUGACCCAUAUUGAGGAGUUGGAGGAUGUUUUUAGCCUCUGGCCACAGCUGCUGGUAAUGGAACUGAGAGGAAAUCCUGUGUGUAAAACACAUAAGUACAGAGACCGAUUGACAACCCUUUGCACAAACCUUGGGACGCUUGAUGGAAGGGAAAUAAAUGAGAUAACCAGACAGUUCCUUAUUAACUGGAAAGCAUGCAAAGAUGCCAAGAAGAAAAGACAAACUAAAGACAUGCGGCCUGCACCACUGAUCCAGUGCACUUUAAAAAGCAAGUAUUUGAUCAAUUCAGUUAUGUCUCUGCCCAGAUUACAGUUAACCAAUGACUUUGACACGGGUCACGGUCCACAUCCUGGUCACAUCCACAGCCACGUUAACAUGCAGAGGAGGGAACCACACAUCAGCCUCUCAGAAAGCAGAAUGCAGUGUCAGGUUCGCAGCCAAUUAGAGAAGGAUACGGCCAUCGGAGUUAAAGCAUUAAAACCAGCCCAGCCUCUGGCGCUGAAAACCAGCCUCCAUCCCGCCGUCAGACACAAGAGAACUUAG